CAUUUUAAGUGGAUGAGUUUCAUUUUACAGCGCAACUGUAGGACGGAGAAUCUCAGGACACAAUUUCAACCUAUUUCUCUAACAACUGUUAGUGGGGAAUUGACUACUAUGAACUGAAACUCUUCCUUAAACCAUUAACAAGUACUGUAGAUCCAAGUUAAGUGACGCAUAAGCCAGUAGAGUUGUAAUUUUUUUUGCACCUAAAUGUAGCUAGAGGAAAUGGCUGUGGAAAGCAUGACUGUCCAUCCAAACUCCCCAACAACAACCAACCACGAACACAGUCUUCUCACUGACGAAAGACGUGAGGAUGGUGAGCUGGAAGAGGGGGAGCUGGAGGAUGAUGGUGGAGAGGUGGAGGUGGCAGAGGAGCCCAGCACCGGGGGAGGAGGAGAAGAUGGAGGUGAAGGUGAAGAAGCAACAGKAGCAGAGGCGGCCCCCCCAGAGAAAAUUCACCGUAGCAAAGAGCGCCACGCCAGCGGCGACGAGAAGGACGACGAGAAGGCCCGCCGCCACAAGAGGAAGAGGAAAAAAGAGAGGGAGCGGGAGAAGGAGAAGAGGAGAGCCAAGAAGAGACGCAAAUCCAAGCACAAACGUCAUGCCUCCUCCAGUGAUGACCACUCAGACUUUAGCGACGACUCUGACUACAGCCCAAGUGAGAAGAGGAAGUAUCGGGARUAUAGCCCUACGUACCCCCCUUCUUCCCUUGGAGGUUACCCAGCAGCCCCGUCCUCUGGCCACGGGGGCCCCAUGCCUAAGAAGGGCAGCUACGUAAAGAUGGACAAGCAAAGCUACGGGGGCUACGGCGAUUAUGAAGAGGAGAACUACGAGGGAGAGGAGGAUGAGGAGAUGGGCGAUGAAGACUACGAUGACUUCACCAAGGAGCUCAACCAGUAUCGCAAGGCCAAGGAGGGAGGCAGCGGCGAUGGAGGUGGAAGGGGCAACUGUCGCGGGGGCAGAGGUAGAAAAAAUGGGGUCAGAGGAGGUAAAGGUCGUAUGAAGAACCAGCGAGGUCGAGGAGGCAUGAGAGGAGGGCGUGGAGGUAGAGGAAGAGGAGGGAGCAGGGGUCGGGGACGAGGGGGCAAGAUGGGCGGAGACAAUGAGGACGGAGAAGGGAUGAUGUAUGGAGGAGGAGGAGGAGGAGGAGGAGGAGGAGGAGACGAGAUGGAGUAUGGAGAUGAUGACUAUGACCACAUGGGUGAGGAUGACUAUGAUGAAUACUCUCAGUACAGGAAGUCCAAAGACCGUGGAAGGGGUGGUAAAGGUGGGCGGGGGCGGGGCCGGGGGAAACAGGGGCGUGGUAUGAACCGGGGAGGCCGAGGGAGGAACCGGGGGAGAGGCCGAGGGGGCGGAGACCAGGGUCACGAUGAGGACAACAAUGGAGACAAUGGGGACAUGGGGGAUGGAGGAGGAGGCCAGCACAACAAGCACCAGGGGGACAAGCACCAAGACAAGAAAGGGAAAGCCAUCUGCAAGUACUACAUGGAGGGCCGCUGUACUUGGGGGGAACACUGCAACUUCAGCCACGACAUUGAGCUGCCCAAGAAGAAAGAACUCUGCAAGUUCUACAUCACCGGCUUCUGCGCGCGGGCUGAAAACUGCCCCUACAUGCAUGGUGAUUUCCCCUGCAAGCUGUUCCACACCACCGGGAGCUGUGUGAAUGGAGACGAAUGCAUGUUCUCCCACGAGCCUCUCACCGACGACACCCAAGACCUGCUAAACAAGAUGCUGGCGGAGGAUGCCGAGGCUGGAGCUGAGGAUGAGAAGGAGGUGGAGGAGCUAAAGAAGCAGGGGAUCAACCCCCUUCCCAAGCCUCCUCCUGGGGUGGGCCUGCUCCCGACACCGCCCAGACCAGGGCCACCCGACAACUCUGGCCCUGGGGACUUUGGAUCUCCUGGACCACCACAGGGCCCCAUGUCCCCCAACGGCCUCCCCGGCCCAGGGCCUAACCAAGGGCCCGGUCCCUGUCCUGGUCCCAUUCCCGCCUACCCAGACAGUUGCACCUACCAGGGCCCUCCCAACCCCAAUGGUCCCGCACCCCCAUCCAUGGGCCCACCACCCCCCUGUCCUGCCAAUGGAGGGAAGAAGAUCCCCUCGUUGUUUGAGAUCAAGGUGCAGCCCACGGGACAGCUAGCUCAGAAACUAGCUAAUCACAGAGGUCAGACCCCAGGAACUGCCACAGGCCAAGCUGGCGCCACUGGCCCCCAAGGGCACCCCGGUGGGCCUGGUGGGCCUCCGCCUCGGUUCCCUCCACCUGGCAUGAUGCCCCCAGACAUGUCCAUGGGUCCUCCCCCACCCAUGGGCCCUGGAGGACCCCCCAUGAUGCCAGGCUUUGGCCCAGAAGGGGGGCCUAUGAUGCCCCCCGGACCUCCUCCAGGGGGUAACUUCUUUGAUAACUUCUUCAACCAGCAGCAAGACAUGAAUAUGGACGGGGUGGUGGAGGAAGGUGAUCACUUCCAGGGCUUUGGAGGGAUGGACGUGAAAGAAGCAAGAGGAUCGGGAGGAAACCAGAGCUCCGUGGGAGGCCCCGACGUCCCCGCAAACGGAGGCUCGGCCAAUCAGCAGGCGGGGAUGGGAGUGCCUGACUUUCUGCCGCCGGCCCAACGCAUGCUGUUCAUGAGAAUUCAGCAGAAACAGCAGGAGGACGAGGAGAGGGCCAGACUUGCCAAGGGGGUAGGAGAGAGGGACGCGGAAGGUGACUCAGCUAACUGGUACUCCAGUGAGGAUGAGGAUGGAGGCGGCAGUGUCACAUCCAUCCUGAAGACGCUCCGCCAGCAGAGCCAGGGGCCCCCCAAACCUGAGGGUCCUCCCAGCGACCCCCGCCUCCAGAAAGGCUCCCCAGCGCACCCCUCCAUCCGACCGGCGGACUCCCGUCAGGGGGACCCCCGGCUGGCUCGCGACCCCCGCCUCUCCCGGGCCACAGACUCUGCCCAGGCGUUGGACUCUCCCAACCCCUCCUUGGCCACCGUCACCCCUGCAGACCCACGCCUGGCACGGCUCGCUACCGCCACCCUCACCCCCAAACCAGACGCCCCCCUGGUGUACAAGCCCCCGCCCCUCACGGCUCCCCCUGCAGAGGAGGAGGAGACAGAGAGGGUUCUGAGGGACAAGCCUGUGCCCAUCCCCCUGGACCCCCUUAUGGGCAUGGCCCUGAGGGACCCACGCUCCCAGCUGAAGCAGUUCAGCCACAUCAAGAAGGACAUUCUCCUGCACAUGCCCCCGUACGCUAAGACAGUGACAUGGAACCCUGAGGACCUCAUCCCCAUCCCAAUCCCUAAACAGGACCUCCUCCCCCUUCCCCCAGGCAUCCCCCCUGUCUCAGCCCUGGACCCCCGCCUCUCACGCAGCCAGCAGCGGAUCCACACGGCCCUCCCCCCUACCCCACCCAUCCCCCGUGUCCUUUCUACGCUCCGCCAGCAGAGCCAGGGGCCCCCAAACCUGAGGGUCCUCAGCGACCCCCGCCUCCAGAAAGGCUCCCCAGCGCACCCCUCCACCGACCGGCGGACUCCCGUCAGGGGGACCCCGGCUGGCUCGCGACCCCCGCCUCUCCCGGGCCACAGACUCUGCCCAGGCGUUGACUCUCCAACCCCUCCUUGGCCACCGUCACCCCUGCAGACCCCGCCUGGCACGGCUCGCUACGCCACCCUCACCCCAAACCAGACGCCCCCCUGGUGUACAAGCCCCGCCCCUCACGGCUCCCCUGCAGAGGAGGAGAGACGGAGAGUCUCUCGCAUCCUCAAGACUGUUAACGCCUCAUCCAGCCCCUCGCAGUCAUCUCCUCCUCUCCCCCUCGUCCCUCCAACAACCCUCUUGCCGGCGCCUCCUGCUUUGUUGCCCACCCCUGUCGACAAGCCCGUCGAUCCUCGAAUGUCCCGCAAAGCCCCCGCUGACCCCCGGCUCCAGCCGCAGAAAUCUGUCCUGAAGCAGCCUUCAGAGUCCCCUGUCCCCCCUCUGACGGUCACCCCGGCAGCCCCUCCACCCACCUCCGGCUCCUCCUCCCCCACCAUCGCCCCCUACGACCCUCGGCUACUGUCUGCAGGUGGAGUGGGUCGUGGAGGGGGAGCGGGUGUAGCUGGUGGCAGCAGUGUGCUGAGUGGUAUCAGUCUUUAUGAUCCCCGGACUCCUGGUGCAGGUAAACUUGAGGGCCCUGGUGCUGCCACAAACACUACCCCCAGCAGCGGCCCCACAGAGCCCAAACCCAGUGAGGCGGCACCAGCCAAGCCCAAGGCCAAGGAGCCCCUGUUUGUCCGUAAGUCUGCCCUGGACCAGCCGGAGCCAGAGAAGAGCAGCGAGCAGUCCACUGACCGAUACAACAGCUAUAACCGGCCCAGGCCCAAGCCUGCACCCUCGCCCUCCACCGGGCCCCCCGGAGGUCCUGCUGCCUCUGUCUCCUCCACGGCCGGACAGGGCCCCCCUGGUGGUGCUGAGCAGGCCCCGGCGGGCGUCCACAACCUGCCUGUGUCCUCGCUCUUCAGCAUGGUGAAACAGGCCAGCAAGCCCAGCGGGUCCGGCAGCCCUUUUGGUGGGAACAGCCCUGCCCAGCCUGGCGACACCACCACCACCACGGAGCAGGACAAUGCUUCUCUGAAGGAGGUUUUCAAAGGCUUUGACCCCACGGCAUCACCGUUCUGCCAGUGAUAUCUGAGCCUAUCCUGAUCGAACAUUGUUUUAGAGACGAACACUGAACGCAUCAGCAAGGAGCGCACUGAGGCAGAAGUUGGACUGGCCACAGACUGUGAACGUUUGAACAUGUUGCUCAGGCGUCACACCUGCAGUGUUUGCUAAUGAGAUUCUAUAACAGACUUUGGGGCCGGGGAGGGAGGGGGUGUG
Salvelinus sp. IW2-2015 is the source of this 4827-nucleotide messenger RNA. Lineage: Eukaryota; Metazoa; Chordata; Actinopteri; Salmoniformes; Salmonidae. The record is from RefSeq and is a predicted model, not a curated record.